AUGCAUCACUCGUCUCUCUUCAUCUUGGGCUUCUUGACCGCAACGGCCACGGCUUCCCAAGCCAUAAGCCCCAACCCUCUGCAAAGUCUUUCCAAACGCCAAGAUGAUGCUGAUGAGCCUCACAAAGAUGGAGAGUUUCUAGGGGGCGACCUUGGCGUAUGUAUUGAAGGCAUGAACGACGUCUUCGAGGCCGAUGCUCCCAAGCCCGCACCAGCUUUAUCAGAGUGGAUGGAAGCCAACCCAUUCACCACCCCCUCGGAGUCGUCCGGCCCGGGCGGCGUGUGGUGCACCAUGACAUACCCCGCCAGUCUCUCCGAGCUUGUCACCCCUUUCUACUCCAGCCACACAAGCUGGUGGUCCAGCAUCAGCAGUGCGCUCGGCGGCACAUUCACAUACGAGUGUAACAACGCCACGCUGACGGCCAACUUGAUCGGCAACGACCAGUACGAAGGCUGUCCUGAUGGAUACGGUGUUCUCUUCACCGGACCGGGUGUCACAACGUUCGCCCCUCUGGACACGGUUCCCUCCACUACCCCCUCGGCUGCCAGAGCGACGCCUACUUCCGAGGCGCUGACGAGCCUGGUAUCUGAAAACGAGACCACGAGACCUACUACGGUAACUACCACGUCGCCUCCUGAGGUGACGGGUGCCAAUGGGGCGAGCAGGCUGACCGGAGCUGCCGCUGCCGUGAUUGCUGCGAUAGGAGCUAUUGGGGCCUUGGCAUUAUGAUAGACGACUGGAAGAUAGUUGAUCUGCUAGGUUGCCAGUCAUGGGGUUGUUGCUGAUGAACAAGUCGCUCGGUUAUCUUGCGCGGUUUUGCUCACUGAAAAGGUACAAGUGCGGUGAAGAGCUAGACAUACAUGAUAAGACGACUGCCUACAGCAUACAAUCAUUCCAAGAGGAGUCCCAUCGACGGUGGCAGCGCUCAUUAUGAAGAAGAAAUGAUCA
Molecule: messenger RNA, 948 nt
Organism: Verticillium dahliae VdLs.17
Lineage: Eukaryota; Fungi; Ascomycota; Sordariomycetes; Glomerellales; Plectosphaerellaceae
Exons: 1
Coding region: 1-729 (242 amino acids)
Source: RefSeq, a predicted model, not a curated record